Aureobasidium musti is the source of this 843-nucleotide messenger RNA. Lineage: Eukaryota; Fungi; Ascomycota; Dothideomycetes; Dothideales; Saccotheciaceae. The record is from the annotation of a GenBank genome assembly.
AUGCUCAGACAUACACUACUGCUCGUCUCAGGCAUUGCCUUUGCAUCCGCUGCCUCUCCAGGUCCUGGAAGUGCAUUCGGCAGCUCUAACGAUACUGCCUUUGUAGAUGCAAAUCGAAAUCCCAACAUCACAAAAUCAGUCCCGUUCCAGAUGGGUGACAGGAACUUCACGUUCCGCGUCAACGUUGCAGAGUUCACGCCAGACACCAAUACAAGCGUACAGGAUCCACGUAUUGCAGCAUCUUUCUAUGCCCUCGAAUGGUCAGGUUCAACCGAUCUGAACGAUACCAUCGCUGCCGCGGAGUCUGUCGGUGAAGGACAAAAGCCUCGUCUUUGUGCCUCGUUCCCUCUUGGUCUGUUAUCAGCAUCUGCUAAUAACGGAUAUGAUGAGAAAGACGAUGGGGAUUGCACAGGAGCCCUUGGANAAGAUUGUGUGAACGAUCUGAAGCAAUCGGGCUAUGAUCUCGGCGUCGAUUGCUCGCCCAACAUACCCCAAAGCUGCUCUGGGAAAUUUGGCGAUGGAGGCAUUGGAAGCGGUUCAUUACUCAAUUGGGAUUCACCUCAAAACUCAUCCGAACCUGCAGUACAAAUGUCUCCAUUCAAUUUCUACCAGUGGUCAUCUCAAGUAUACCCAGCUGGGAAUGGUACUGCUUUCGAAAGGGAGUCCGAGCGUCUCCAUGUCGUGGUCUUCUCUGGAAAGAAUACUUAUCCUGUUUGUCUUCGUGUCAAGACCGACCAUCUAAACAAGAAGAGUCCCGCGGCCUCUGGAGCAGCAGGAAGUUUAACGGGAAGUCUGAUGCCCGCGAUGAUAGUAGCUCUGAGCGCCGCAUUUUGGCUGGCUUGA